Anisakis simplex (herring worm) is the source of this 294-nucleotide messenger RNA. NCBI's taxonomy places the organism in Eukaryota, Metazoa, Nematoda, Chromadorea, Rhabditida, Anisakidae. The record is from the annotation of a GenBank genome assembly.
AUGCAGAAAUUUAAAGGUGAAAAAAGUACUGAUAAACGAGAGGAGGCAAUAAACGAUUUCUACAAGGCAUCUGUAGGAACAAGAAAGACAAUGUCUACUACUAACGAACCUGUGAGCUUCACGAAUACGUCAGGUCAGAAAGAUUUGGUGGAUAUUGAAGCGAUCGUUUUGAAUUGGGCGAAGCAAAUUUUCGAAAUUACGAAGACACGCGAUGAGGCACGUAUCAGCAAAAAACACUUACAGGUGACUCAUUCCAAUACUUAUCACCAACGAAAGCGUAUUCAGAUUGAGUGA